Molecule: messenger RNA, 1445 nt
Organism: Diceros bicornis minor
Lineage: Eukaryota; Metazoa; Chordata; Mammalia; Perissodactyla; Rhinocerotidae
Gene: NMI
Product: N-myc and STAT interactor
Exons: 8
Coding region: 274-1203 (309 amino acids)
Cellular component (GO): cytoplasm
Molecular function (GO): nucleic acid binding
Source: RefSeq, a predicted model, not a curated record
AUUCCGAGCGGUGGUUAGUUUUUUCACUAACCACUACUUGAGCACAGUUUUCUUUUCCUUUUCUUCUUCUUCUUUUUUUUUUUUUAAGGAACAAGCUGUUAAUCCGAGUGACACCCACUUGCAACGGCACCUCGGAUCUCCCGAGGCGCUUCUGGAUAAGGCAGCACCAGCCUCGGGGACCUGGGACAUCCGGCGCCGACCCCCGAGGUUUCCCGGAAAGGCGGGCGCGCUGGGCCCCGCGUUGCGGCGCUCGACGGGCCGAGGCAGGGAAUCAUGGCAGCUGAUGAAGAUGACAAAAAACAAAUUCUUCAGAAGCAUUGGCUAGAUGAAGAAUUUAUGAAAGAUGAACAAAAUGAGAGAUUAAUUGAAGAAAUUGCAAAGGAAAAUAAUCAGUUAAAGGAGGAGAUUCAAAAGCUUGAAGCUGAGUUGCAAGAGGCCACCAGAAACUCCCAGAUUAAAGAGGAUAUUCCCGACACAAAGGUGAAAUUCACAUCUGCAGAGAAUUCUGAGGAUGACAGUCAGUUUUUAAAUGUCUCCUGCUCCUUUCAAGUGAACUCGCAAGUUCCUUAUGAGCUACAAAAAGGACAAGCGCUUAUCACCUUUGAAAAAGAAGAAGUUGCCCAAAAUGUGAUCAGAAUGGGGAAACAUCAUGUGCAGAUGGAGGAUAUAUAUGUGGAGGUUAUGGCCAAGCCGGUUCCAUUAAAGUCAGGAGUCAGAUUCCAGGUUUAUGUAGAAAUAUCUAAAGUGAAGAUCAAUGUUACUGAAAUUCCUGAUGAAUUGCCUGAAAAUCAGAUGAGAGACAAGCUAGAACUGAGCUUUUGUAAGUCCCGACACGGAGGUGGAGAAGUGGAAAGCGUGGAGUAUGAUAUGCGGUCUGGAAGUGCUGUCAUCACAUUUGUGGAAACUGGAGUUGCUGACAAGAUUUUGAAAAAGAAAGAUUAUCCUCUUUAUACAGACCAUAACUGCCAUAGAGUUAUUGUUUCUCCAUACAUAGAAAAACACUUGAAAAAAUUUCAGGUAUUUUCAGGAGUAUCUAAGAGGACGGUGCUUCUGACUGGAAUGGAAGACCUUGAUACGAUGGAUGAAGAAAUCGUGGAGGAUUUAAUUAGCAUUCACUUUCAACGGGAGAAGAAUGGAGGUGGCGAAGUCGAAGUGGUCAGGUGUUCUUUAGGUCGACCUCACGUGGCGUACUUUGAAGAAUAGACUCACGGGAUCCUAAGAAAAUUAGAGCUUCUGAGCCCAAAUCACUGUCAGUGUUUGACAAAAAUGAAUAUCCUUUUCUUUAAAAAAAUGAAAAUUUUAAUUCUUUACUAACCAUUUAUUCUUACAUGCAAAGUAUAUUUCCAUGUUUUUGAAGGCUUCUUUGUUUCAAACUGUGCUGCAUGUUUACGAAAGCAAUAAAUGCACUGUAUUAAAAAGAGUUUUGUUCCUAAAUUAUGUGGAUU